Candidula unifasciata is the source of this 1263-nucleotide messenger RNA. The record is from the annotation of a GenBank genome assembly. Lineage: Eukaryota; Metazoa; Mollusca; Gastropoda; Stylommatophora; Geomitridae.
AUGCUCCGAAACCAAAACAGUAACAUAAGCCAUGCUUCAAAAGAAGAGCAGUCCAAAGAAAACGCCCGUCCCAAACUAACCAGAGCAGCAACGUCGAAAAGAUCUGCUCUCGGAAAUGUAACAAACCAGCUGAGAAGGCAGCCACAGAGAAUCGCUAAGGGAAAGGGAUCAAAGGUUGCUGGGGGUCAGGAAAAUGAUGAUCCCAACAAUUUGAAAGGUGGCAAGGCAGCAUUUACCAUCUUCGAGGAUGCAGCUGGACCUUCCACCAGAGUACAGCCUCACAUGCACCACAUCCAUGAAGAUGAGCCCAUGCACGACCAGGAAAACCACAUCUCUGGGGACAGCCUGAUUUUACAUGAAGCUGUGGUGAACUUCAGCAGAGCCAGUGUUUCCCGCCGCUCCUUCCCAUUGGCUCCAAUUGAGCUUGAUUCUAGUCAUGGAUACGAAGGUUCUCCUAUGGUUCUGGAUUCCUCCAGGUGUCAUGAUAUCAGCAUUGAAAGACCUGAUGAGUUCGGUCUUGAACCAUAUUUCCUCGAUAUUUACAGCUACCUGCGGGCAACAGAGUGUGUCCAUCGACCUGGCAGAGACUAUAUGAACCGACAGUCAGAUGUGACGACAUCAAUGAGAAACAUCUUGGUAGACUGGCUUGUGGAGGUUGGAGAGGAGUACAAGUUGCAAAGAGAGACCUUGUUCCUUGCCGUGGCCUACAUUGACCGGUUCUUGAGCUUGGUUGGGGUGUCCAGGCCAAAGCUGCAGCUUGUAGGGACUACCAGCAUGUUCAUUGCAUCCAAAUAUGAGGAGAUAUACCCACCUGAUGUGGCUGAAUUUGUUUACAUCACGGAUGACACCUACGACAGGAGUCAGGUCUUGAAGAUGGAAAGUGCCAUGCUGAAAAUACUGGACUUUAAAGUGUCAGUUCCCACAAUAAACUGGUUCUGUGAACGCUUUCUGGAUUUGUUGGAGUUGGACAUGAGUGAGAAGGCAAAGUUCUUGUCAUUUUUCUUGGCGGAGCUUUCCCUGAUAGAAAUUGAGAAGUUCAUGGACUUCCGGCCGAGUGAGAUUGCAGCAAGUUGCGUUCCUAAACAUAUGGAGCGUGUCACAAGUUACUCAUUGUCAGACCUCAAGCCAUGCGUCGAACUACUGUUCUCACAAUAUGCAAGAAAGGAGGAGAUGCCACAGAAAGCUGUCGUGGAGAAAUACAAGCAGACGAAGUUCGCUCAGGUUUCAACAGUUCAGCCCCCUCUCGUUCUGGCAAUAUUUUGA